AAACUUAGUAGGCACAUGAGAAUUCACACUGGAGAACGGCCGUACACAUGUGAGCAGUGUAGAAAGACCUUUACUAGUAACUGCCACCUAAAGAGACACUUAAAAAUUCACACCAAAGAAAGAUCUUAUAAAUGUGACCAGUGUGAAAGGACUUUUAUUCGUAAAGACCACCUUAAUGACCACAUGAGACUUCACAAUGGAGAGAAAUCUCACCACUGCUCCUCAUGUGGACGGAGUUUUAAAGAUUCAACACGUCUUGAGACUCACAGGAAGAAGUUUUGCCAAGAGAGCCAAGUUCAUCCACGUGAAAGUGUUCAGAUCAGAAGAUCCCUGAGAUCUUCUGAAGAUGUAUGUGGUGUUUCUCUCUGUGAUCAAACAUCUCCAGAUCUUCUGCUUUCUGUCUGUAAUGAAGAGCAGAAGACAUCAGUGAAGCUGCUGGACUGUGAGAUGGAGCUGAAAACACAAAUCAAAGAAGAACAAACAGAUGACGGUGAUGUGAUUUAUUCAGACCUGAUGGAGGUGAAGGAGGAAAGUUCAGAACCGAAUGAAAUGGAGGAGAAACCUCAUCAUCCCAUAAUUGGAGAAGAAUCUCUGAGCUGCUUGAACANUCCAAACUUAGUAGGCACAUGA
Triplophysa rosa is the source of this 630-nucleotide messenger RNA. RefSeq names its product zinc finger protein 320-like. The record is from RefSeq and is a predicted model, not a curated record. The coding region runs from base 16 to 630 and encodes 204 amino acids. The transcript is spliced from 3 exons. Gene Ontology annotation, cellular component: nucleus. Lineage: Eukaryota; Metazoa; Chordata; Actinopteri; Cypriniformes; Nemacheilidae.